AUGCUUGAUUGGCCUCAACGCUUUAACAUUAUCCAUGGUAUGGCACGAGGUAUUCUUUAUUUACAUCAAGAUUCCCGCCUCCAAGUCAUCCAUAGAGAUCUCAAGGCAGGUAAUAUAUUGUUGGACAGCCAAAUGAAUCCAAAAAUAUCUGAUUUUGGGCUUGCAAGAAAGUUUGUAGGAGAGGAUGCCACGGCUAAGACAAAGAAGGUGGUUGGAACACAUGGAUAUAUUUCUCCGGAGUAUGCAGUACAUGGGCGUUUCUCAAUAAAAUCGGAUGUAUUUAGCUUUGGUGUUCUUGUGCUAGAGAUAGUAAGUGGGAAGAAAAACAGAGAAUUCUCUCACAAGGCUCAUAGUGACAACCUUCUUGGACAUGCAUGGAGACUCUAUAAGGAAGGCAAGUCCAUUGAACUCAUGAGUGUGUCUUUACGUAACUCAUGUGUGUCCUCUGAAAUACAACGAUCAAUACAUGUUGGAUUAUUGUGCGUGCAACAUCAUGCAGAAGAUAGGCCAACUAUGUUAUCAGUGGUUCUUAUGUUGAUUAGUGAUGGGGUAUUGCCUCCACCUAAACAACCAGCCUUUUUCACUGAAGAAAGUAACGGAUUACUUAACUCUGUUUCAUCGUUGGAUGAUGAAUACAUGAUAACACUAUUGUAUCCUAGAUAG
Molecule: messenger RNA, 663 nt
Organism: Lactuca virosa
Lineage: Eukaryota; Viridiplantae; Streptophyta; Magnoliopsida; Asterales; Asteraceae
Source: the annotation of a GenBank genome assembly